This is a messenger RNA of Endocarpon pusillum Z07020, 2733 nucleotides long. RefSeq lists its product as uncharacterized. Gene Ontology annotation, molecular function: gamma-tubulin binding; microtubule minus-end binding. The transcript has a single exon. The record is from RefSeq and is a predicted model, not a curated record. Gene Ontology annotation, cellular component: spindle pole; centrosome; equatorial microtubule organizing center. NCBI's taxonomy places the organism in Eukaryota, Fungi, Ascomycota, Eurotiomycetes, Verrucariales, Verrucariaceae. Gene Ontology annotation, biological process: microtubule nucleation; meiotic cell cycle; cytoplasmic microtubule organization. Bases 1 to 2733 code for a protein of 910 amino acids.
AUGGCGGAAGGCUCCACCUCGAUGUCGAACGAAGAACCGAUCAUUUUAGAUGGCCUUCUGGAGAUCCCUGACCUUCUGAGCGACCAAAAAUCGAUAUGGCAGCCAUUUCAGCAAGCGAGCAAUUUUUUCGCUGUGUAUACUGAUUUCGAUGGGAAGGAAGAAGAACGUUUGCCCAAGCUUCGCUCAGAAUUCUUCACCCUUGACUGCUACGACGAGCCACUUCCUGAACUCGACUCGUUGGUGGAAUCGAGGAGCGCGUCAGAAGGAGAAGAAAGCGCUUCGACCAGCGGGGUGAUCGAACAUGACGAGAUCUUGGAGGAUGUAUGGUCGUUGCAGGAUGUGGUGAGUGGCACCAGGGACAACAAGCUUGUCAAUUGGGACAAUUUCCUGCAGCCUCAGACGCAGAAGCCACGAUCUGCGUACUUGAGCGAAGCAGGCCUAGCAGUCUUCAAUGCUGUUCUUGCUGAUGAAGCCUUGAAAACAAAUACCAAACUCCCAAAUUUGAUAGCUCGGCACGAAGAUUUCCUGCGGUCGUUGUUCGAGCUUGGACUCGGAAGAGACUCGAUGCUCUACCGCUAUGAUCAGUUGCUGGCAACAUUUGUCCCAGUCACGGAAGACUUCGAAAUUUCUGGUAUGAGCUUUCAGGUUCAACAAGAUGUACUUCAAGACGUGCUGCAGAUGGGGAACUGUAUGCGACGACUCAAAGCAUUUGUCACUGAACCAAAGGUUAGGCCUCUCUCUAUAGCUCUUAGCUCUGCGGUUUCAACUAUCGUCUAUGCAGUUGAGUCUGCAAUUCAGACAUCUAAGAGCAAGCUACAGUCAAUACUCCAGGUCAAGGACCUAUUCUCUCGCCCAAUGUACCUUAUUCACAGCCUACAACAUCUUAUUGAGGUAGCCGCAACUACAAACUGCGCUAGAGAUGCCAUUAUACAGUUAAUGUACAGAGCGGAACAAGAGGUGUCACAGCACGUCUGGCAGGGGAAAGUGCUGCAUGAGAUCCUACGUGUACUUGCUACGCCUUGGAUAUCUGCAUUAGAAGCAGAGGUGGGACUCCGAAAAGGUAUGGGUGGUGCAGAGGUCCAGGCGUUGCUCAUGUCUGAAAGUACGAAGGCUCAAGAUCAUGGGCCACUUAACAAUCAGGAAACGCCCGUCGCCGUCGUCGAGGAACUGGUGAUUAACUCUAGGCGCUGUCUCAAUAUUUUGCAAGCCCAGCAGGCUGACCAUUCAAUCUUGGAUUCAUCAAAGAUUUCCUCGUCUCACCUAUCAUGGUAUAUGUCAUGGGCAGCUAUUGCACGGCUGCAAACGCAAGCAGACGAGUAUGAGCAUGUUCUUCGGAAGGCGAUUCUACGAUAUAACCAGGGUAAACCACCCAAAGGCUAUCAACAAAGACACUCUGAGAUCGAGGAUGCAUUACCAGAGGAGGAUGACCGCCUAAUCCUGACCAAUUUGGAUGUGCCAAAUGUUUUAGAUCGAGAUCUAGGCAGGCGUUCUGUACCCACCGAGUCGACUCUGUUUGAGCUUACAACUACAGCCCUGGCGGCAGACAUAGGAUCAUCAGACCCUUUUGAUCAAUCAGAGUUCUGUCCAUCACUACCCCACUCUCUUUCUCUCUCCCUCACCCCCCUGCUCAGCGCUCAAUCACGCCUACUCUCUUUCUCAACUCUCCAUCUCCUUUUCAAAACCCAUUCACUCUACGCUCACCUAUCCGUUCAAUACCGCUUCCAGCUUCUGUCUGAUGGGCUCUUUGCCUCACGCCUUAGUAGGGCUCUCUUCGAUUCAGACCAAGCAGGCGGCGAGGGACGUAGAAUAAUGGAGGGUACCACAGGCCUUCGGCUGCAGGCUAGAGACACUUGGCCGCCCGCGAGUUCUGAGCUGCGACUUGUCCUGAUGGGCAUUCUCAGCGAGAGUUAUCAUCUCACGGACGCGAGUGGCGUCGAUAGUGAUGACCUGCCCGGCAAUCUUUCCUUCGCCAUCCGCGAUCUCUCUACUGACGAACUGGAAAAGUGUAAAGAUCUCAGCAGUAUCGAAACCCUCGACUUCCUAAGACUACAAUACCAAGCGCCUCCUGUCCUAGACAGUAUCAUCACGCAAAGCAGUCUAAGAAAAUACGACAGGAUCUUCAAGUACAUGCUUAGACUGUUGCGUGUGCAGGCCGCCGCCCAAAGUCUACUGCGAGACAUAGCUGGCAGAACUGCACGAUCCGGCAGCAAGAACCAGAAAUUCAGGAUAGAGGCCCAGCACUUCGUCAGCACGCUCGCCGCAUACUCGAGUAAUGAUGCCAUUGGUGUGGAAUGGUCACGCUUCCAGGACUUGCUGAAGAAUAUUGAAGCUGCAAUCGACCGAGACGAUUAUGAAGGCACUAUAGCCAUAGCCGGGUGCUUGUCGCGCCUCGAACGACUUCAUGGGGAAGUUCUCGAUCGUAUCAUUGAAGCGCUGUUUUUGGGUCGUCGGCAGGCGCAAGUCAGGGAUGUGAUCGACGGAAUCUUUGGGCUUAUCUUGCGCUUUGCUGCAGUUUCUAGGCGCAAUGACGAUGGGACGAAGAUGGAGGAAACCAAACACGUGUAUAGGGAGUUCAAAAGGCAUGUGGGCAGACUGAUUCGUUGUCUGCGCAAUCAGGGCUUUGCAUCGACCGCAAAGACCCAUAUCUCAGAAGGAAAGAGUCCACAGGGAGGUGGCGAACCACCAUUCGAGCAUUUCCUGUUGAAGCUCGACAUGUUCGGAUACUACACUUAA